Aureobasidium namibiae CBS 147.97 is the source of this 846-nucleotide messenger RNA. RefSeq lists its product as uncharacterized. Bases 1 to 846 code for a protein of 281 amino acids. The transcript is spliced from 3 exons. The record is from RefSeq and is a predicted model, not a curated record. Lineage: Eukaryota; Fungi; Ascomycota; Dothideomycetes; Dothideales; Saccotheciaceae.
AUGUCUUUCCGCGCCCUCUUCACCGCCGGCCUUGCUGCCUUUGCUCCUUUGGCCUCAGCAUACACCACUCCCAAGGGUGAUCCUACUGGCAAUGCCAUCUACGAGCCCGGUCUUAACAGCAUCGUCCCCGUCGGCAAGCCUUUCACAAUCACCUGGCAACCCGACACCAAGGGCAAGGUCUCGCUUGUUCUUCUUCACGGCCCUUCCACCAAUGUCGUGCCUAUCCAGACCAUCGUCGAGAGCAUCGACAACACUGGCAGCUAUGACUGGACUCCCGACACCCAUCUCGCACCCAACAAGACAUACUACGGCAUUGAGUUGAUUGUCGAUGGCACUGGACAAUACCAAUACUCGACUCAAUUCGGCAUCUCGAACGACAACUACCAGGCAGAAAGCUCCAGCGCCGGCGCAUCCACCGCUUCUGCCACCACAACUCCUAUGAUCAAUAUCAAGGGCCCCGUCUCUGCUCAAGCAGUCAGUGCCUCGGACGCUGUUUCGUCUGCUGCAUCUUCUGCCGCUUCCGUUGCUGCAAGCGUGUCAAGCUCCGCCGCAUCUCAGAUCUCGUCUAUUGCUUCUUCCGUCGCAUCUACUGGUUCUGCAGCCAUGACCUCUGCUUCUGGUUCAAUGUCAUCCGUGGCUUCCAGCAAGCACAGUUCUGCCACUGGUGCCGCAUCCAGCGCUGCCAGCUCCAUGAGCACUGCCACCAAGUCAGCCGCCAGCUCUGCCUCUUCGGCUUCCAAGAGUGCCACUUCCAGCCCUGCUGCCUCGACCGGCGGUGCCGCUGUCGUUGGCGCUGGAUUCGGCAGCCUCGCAUUCGCUGCUGGUGUUGUCGCUAUGGUUUUGUAA